GGAGCGGUGGCGGCGGCAGCAACAGCAACAGCAGCGGCGCCGGGGCCGGGGCCGGUGGCCUGCGCGGCGUCAAGGUGGAGCAGCCAGAAGACGAAGAUGACAUCGUUACAAUAGUCAAGAAGCGUGUGGAGGAGAUGCCGUUUGCACGGCACUUCCUUACUGCGGUGUUGUAUCACCUGACGAACCAGAACUGGGACCGUGGCGGCCGUCUGCCCGACUUGCCGACUGACCCACCGCCGACGCGGGGUGGUGGCCUUGAAGGCUACGGUGAGGAAGGCUUCGUGGUGCGGUGUGGGGCGUUUCUGGGGCUCGCGAAUACUGUGACGCCGAGCGGCAUUGCGAGCAUGCAGGCACUCCGCAAGCGGCUGCGGGCGGAGGCGGAG
Trypanosoma grayi is the source of this 383-nucleotide messenger RNA. RefSeq lists its product as hypothetical. The record is from RefSeq and is a predicted model, not a curated record. Lineage: Eukaryota; Euglenozoa; Kinetoplastea; Trypanosomatida; Trypanosomatidae. The transcript has a single exon. The annotation marks the transcript as partial.